Messenger RNA from Frankliniella occidentalis (western flower thrips), 2533 nucleotides. RefSeq names its product protein timeless homolog (gene timeout). Gene Ontology annotation, molecular function: DNA binding. Gene Ontology annotation, cellular component: replication fork protection complex. Gene Ontology annotation, biological process: DNA repair; DNA replication checkpoint signaling; replication fork arrest. The record is from RefSeq and is a predicted model, not a curated record. Lineage: Eukaryota; Metazoa; Arthropoda; Insecta; Thysanoptera; Thripidae.
AGGACCCGGAGGUGGUGCGCGCCGCCGAGGAGGCACGCCGGCUGCAGGAGCAGCCCGAGCAGGACGAGGAGGAAGAGUACGGCAAUAACGAGGACGACGACGAGGAGGAUGAGGAGGGCGGAGGUUCCACCAACUACUCGGAGCAGGAACUUCAAUUUCCCGACUUUCUGAAAAGGAUGGUGCACUCGCGGGCGGUGCAGGCGGCGGGCUACCUGCUGCAGACGUUUGAGAAGAACUCCGUGUUCACCAACCACUGCUUGGCCAAGCUUCUCCACCGCAUCGCCUGGGAGGCCAAGAUGCCGGGCAUGCUGUUCCAGGCCUCGCUCUUCCGCUCCUUCCAGCGCAUCUUCAAGUCGCCGUUGCCUCAACACAAGGAACUGCAAAAACUUGCCCAGUAUGUUGUGAAAAAGUUUGUGGAGCUGGCCACUCAGAAUCCCCUCAUAUAUGUAGAGCUGCUUUUCUGGAAGACGUCUAGAGAUGCCUAUGAGAUUGAGGAGGGCUACGGAAGUUACAAGGAAAAGUCAACAGCUGAAAAGAAGUCUUGGAAAGAGGAAGAGGAAGAUGAGUUGCGUGUUCUGUUUGCAGAAUUUGAAAGGGAUCAGCCGGGUGGUGAUGUUGUUGAUUGGAUUUUGAGGAGACUAAUCAACCAAGACCGUACUGCUGCCGGUGUCAAGAAGAAGUUAAAAGAACUAUUUUUAAUUGUACCAAAAACUAAAAACAAACCACCUAAAGAGUGGGGAGAACAGGAGAUUAAUGAACUCAAGGAACUAUAUGAUCAAUUCCGAGAUUCUGGCAGUACGUUGGAUGACAUAUUGACUCGAUUGACUGUGAAAAGGCCCAAAGUUCGUGUGAUUGACAAGCUUUUAGAAUUAGGACUUGUUAAUGAUCGUAAGGAGUUGCGCAAGAAGGGAGGGAAAUCAAAAUCUGGCAAUCUCAGAAGAGGCGCUCCAGCAUUUGAUGAUAGUGAGUUGUUAGAUACUGCCACUGACACAGAUGAUGAUGAACCUAGUGGAAACAAUGUAAAAGCAUCAAAGAAGGAUAAGUCUGAAAGAGAUAGAAUGGCUUUAAAAAAUGCAAGAAGAGGAAAGACUGGACGUGCUCCACCAGGCCAAGUUACUGCAAUGCUUUUACAAGUUGUCAGCUCUGGUUUUUCUGGUGGUUUGCAGUGGCUCAAAGACUCUUUUGAUGAAGCUGCAGAAGAUUUAGAAAAGGAUCCAUCAUCUGAAGAUGUUGAUGGUGUACCAUUGGUGCCAGUGGGAGAGGAUGCAGAUUCAGCAAUGGACAGUCCCAUUUUCCAGCGACUUUUGCAGGCACUAGGUGUUCUUCCCCCAUUCGAUGAGCAGGAAUCUUACUGGCGUAUUCCAGGAGACAUGAAAGCUCCGGAAAUGAGACAAAAGGCUGAAAACAUUCAAAGUGCUCUUGAUGGCACACUUACAAUGGAACAAGUCUCAGAUCAGAACCAGAAAACUGUGUCUGAAAAUGACCAAAUCAAUGGAGACUCUUCUGAUAGCGAGGACGAGUUCAGUGCGUUGAGAAGGAUUACUGCAACUAGUCGAGCUCAAUCAAAUAAUGAUAAAACUGAAGCUGCAUUUGAUAGUCUACUGAAGUCAAAUCCAGCACGUUCUGCUGAAAAGCCAAAAGCACAGAAAGAAAAAAGAAAGCGUUUCAAAAUUGCAAAAUCAGAUGACUCAGACAAUGAGGAGUCAGUGUCUCAAAACAAAGAAGAAAGAACAAACCAAAAAUCAGGAACAUCAAUUAAUUUAGACUCGGACUCUGACAGUGAUUUUGAAAGUGCGCCCCACACCAGUACUCAAAUUCAGCGUAGAGCAGUUAUUGAUUCUGAUUCUGAAAAUGAGAGUUCUGCACCAUCUGCCUCGCAAAACUCCCAAAGAGUUAGACAGUCAGUUAUAACAUCAGAUUCUGAAUCGGAGUCAGAAGUAUCUCGCAGUUCAAGUGUGAAGUUCCAGCAGGCAAGAAGUUCUCCGUUGAAAGAGUCAUCUAUUAUGAACAGUUCCCAGAAGAGAGCAGCAAUCAGUUCUGAUGAAGAGAUGGAUACUUCUAACAAUGUCAAUUCUAGGCCAAACAAGGGAACAAAACAUUUCUUAAGCAGUUCAGAGGAUUCCGCAGGAGAAAAUUCUCCCAAAAAAGCCCGCUCUGACGUAAGUGGUCUAAGGAUGUAAGAAACAAAUUGACCCAAAAGAUCUCAGAUAUUUUACUUUGUUCUUCUAGUAUACUUUUGGUCUGGGGAAAUGUAGUCUAAGAAAGUUCAUGUAACUUGGCAAAAUGCCCCAGCUCCUUCAGAAUUUUUUAUGUUGUAUUAUUUAGUGACAGGCAUUGUCUAUUGCCUUGUUGGUAACGAACCAUUUCUUGUGUUUUAUCCAAGUCCAUCAUGGAUUUUUUAUUUCCUUUUUUAUUAUUAUUAAACUUGUGCUCAAUACCCCACUUUGGAAAUUUUGUAAAAUUUUGAAAUGUUAAUGUAAGUUUCAUCAUUAGAUUUUUAAAAAACUUUGAAAUACAUAUUGAAACAAUCGUA